AGACAACCCAAACACUAAAGUCUCCUGCAGCCUACCAGAGAACCUCUGAGAACAGAGAAUCAGGACAGGAACUCUUACCUUCUGGACAACCAACGUUGGUUCACAAACAAGAAUACAGAAUGUGUCUGACCAAAAACCUCUAAGACUCACUACAGCCAAGAUAAAGACACAACUCAGCUGCACCAAAUCCACUAAUCACUGCACACAUUAGCACCAUGUGCUAACUGUGGCUAAAGAACCACAUUUACCAAGACAACUAUCCAGUACAAAGCCCUAAAACACACCAAGAAACACAUUAAAGACGAUUUUACUGCUGGAAGCUGCAAGCCAACGCCUAAAGAACAAACUAAAGCAAUGGAGCCAAACCCGGUUCAGUGGUGAAGAGAAGCAGAGGAAAUGUUUGUCUGCAGCUAAAUAAAGCAGGAAGACACUGAGCUGCUCAGGUGUUCCUGAUAACACCAAGCAGCCACCUGGACAGCCAAUAGGAACACAGCUUACUGGAAGUCCAGAGGGCUGGCUUAGUGAAGGAAAUUUAAAGUUGAAGCAGAAAGUUAACAAAGAAAGUUGAAAACCACCUUCUGAUACCUGAAAUCUCUGAGUUUUCACACAAAGAACACCUGAACAUGUCAAACUGGUUCCAUAGUAGAACCAUCAUUGUAAAAACGUCAUAGUAUGGUGUGUUGCUCAAAAAACAUUAGGACCCGGCUGUCAGGGGACAAACAUGUAAGAAACAUGAGAACAGAGAGAACCCAACCAGUAGGUCACAGUUUAUCAUCCCCCAGUCAUCUCCUGAAGUCCAUAUGGUGAGAGACAUCAGUAUCUGGUUGUUAAUUUACCAGAGGAUGCUUAUAAUCAUGCUGAUGUGGUCUGUACUCUACAGUAUUUUAGUGACUCAAUAAAUGCCUAAGUUGUUUUUUUUAAAUGCUUUUUAGUUUUUAAUAAACAUUUAACAGCCUAUAUGUAAUCAAUAAAUGGCCUUUGCCUAUCUUAAGAAAAAUUCACUCAGAACUCUGAUAUGUUAACAGUACUAAAUAAAUCAAUAAAUACAUGCAUACACACAAAAAUAAGUUAAUACAUUAACUGUGUUAAGAUAAGAUUUAGAUUUUUAAAAAAGUUGUUUAUGUUUUUGCAGAAUCCAGUAUUGCUCACUGGUUGGUCAUUACAUUUUGUUAGUUUGAUUUCACUGUUUAAAAUGAUGCCACCUCUUUUCAGACAGAACCUGUGAUAAUAAAACAAUACAAAAUUUUUAGUUCCGUGUUAAUAAAGCACUUAAAGCUUUAAGUAUGGCUAAAUGCUUUUUUCAAAAUUAAAUAUAUCACUCCUUAGGUGGUAGUGGCCCCAAGUUCAGUAAAGUUGGAAAGAUAUUCACAGAUUCGGACUUCCAACAUCAAUAACUCUUUAGAUAUAGGUUGUCAAAACAUAAACGGUGCCUCUUUCCCAUUGUUGCAAGGCAGACAAUGUGCUACAAGCCCAGUUUUAUCAAAAGUAGCUGUCUUUCAAGCUACAGGAAUAACAUUGGUGUCUAUGGAGUGAACAGGGUCCGUCUGCAAUUUGCAAAACCGCUGCAACAGUAAAGAGAGACAAAUAUUCAAUAACUUCACUCUUAUACAUUGUAGUGUCACUAAAAUCACUGCAGCCUUCAACUGGCUCCUGUUGACAAAGUGUUUUAACAGAAAUGUAAAUGCUGUAAUUUGAUUCUUUUAAUGAACCAUGUAACUUGAAUGGAUGUGAUGCUGGUGUGACCACAGUGCACACGUCUGAUGUUGCUCACAGUGGUCCAAGGAACGCUCAGGGAGUUUGUGUGUUUGCUCACACUCAGGAAAAAUUACAGGGAACAUUGGUCAACAGCACAACAAAGCAACGUUCAUCUUACAAUGAAGAGCAACAGACAGCUGUUAGAAAUGAAAGGUUUAUUAGCAGGACCUUAAUAUUAUUUCAUCUAUCAAAUAAAAUAACACUAAUAAGAAUAGGCGAAUAACAGCUGUGAUAACUGUAGUGGGGGAAAAGAGGCUGAUAUUGAUAAGAAACUGGAAUUAAAAUGAUCUUUUGUUGAGCAUGUGGAAAAAAGUUUAGCAUUUCAAGCACAUAGCUUCUCUUUCUUUUCAUGUAGCAAUGGUAAUAUAGCAAAUGGGUGGUUAAAAUGUUGAACUGUCCCUUUAACCUGUGAAAAAAGGAGACAUUUUUCCUGGCUCAGUGCGCUUUCACGCACAUUAAGUACGAUCAGUCAAGAUUAGUCUGUUACCUUUUUUGACAGCAAUCUAGGCAUUUUCCUGCUAUUUCUGACCAUUUGAUAAAUGAAAUGUCUGUUAAAUUUGACUAGAGGAAACUCAAAUGAAUAAAACUUAUUGAAAAAACAGUUUUUAUUCCUAAUUCUUAUAAUUUAGGUGCCAAUCAUUUGAAAGUCUCUUUGGGAAGCGUCAAAAAUAGGGACAGAAAUCUAUGAAUUUACCUGGAAUUUCUUUUACGCGCUGUAGAAACUGUAGGCUGCAGCGAAAUGGAAAGUGAGAAAAACGGUUGGAAAGAAACAGGAAUGUCUUCCAGGAAAACACAUGAGUUUGAGGAACGUAAGUCAUGUAGAUAAUGACCGAUCUGACUUAAACCGCAUUCGUCUCAUAGCUAUGACACAUUCUGGAAUUCGUGCGCAUUUUAACGUCCCUGCCUGCAAGAUUGACUUGUGUCACUUGUCAUUACACGCACGAUGCGUACGUGCACUGAGGCUGUUUGUGCUGUCGUUUGCGGGACCGGUAAUUCAGCUGAGGUAUUUUCAGGGCACAUGCGCUCUACUGCUUUCGCUUUGUGCAGCAGUGAAUCUGCUUUCAACUGAACCGAACCAGUACUCCAGAACAGCUGCUGAUGUGACGUGAUAUCUUUUUAAGAAGAUCUCUCUCUUCUCCUUCAGUGAAUCAACAUCAUGACGACACAGCAAACGCUUCUGGUCCUUCUGCUGGUCCUCACAUUACUGACAGGUGUGAUGAGUUCACAGGAAGCUCAGGUGUUACAUGUCAGGGUAGGUGAGAUGGUGGUACUAGAGUGCCCUUAUCUCAGUCACAAAGAUGGUGGUGCUACGCCGCUGUGGACCAAUCACUCCACCCAGGAUGUGAAUGUGAUCAACAAUAUGUCCACAUCAGCUGAGCAGAUGGAUGUGCUGAUUCAUGGACGGAGCCUUGUUAUUCUCAGAGCGACUAUAAACCAUCAGGGCAACUACUCAUGCACUUAUGGGAAUGCCAGCAGGCGGUUCUGUUUCGGGCUGACAGUGUACACAACACAAUCCAGAGAGCAUGGAGAGAAGAACCAGAACCCUUCAACAUGCUACACGCAACAGUCAUGCACAUUGAGAUGCCCUGCUGUAAAUAUCCCUCCAGUAAAUAUCACCAGCAACGGCAUUAUGUGGCACAAGGAGGGCGAGUCAUCGCCACAAAAUGGUUACUUUGAGAGCAUCAGUGAAAAAGACAGCAGUGUCUACACCUGCACCAGAUCUUACCUGUAUCGUGGUCAAACGUAUAACAUGACCUUUACAGUCUCACUAGAUGUCAAGCCCAGCAGUGAGAUACUGUCGCCACACAAAAAUGAAGCAUUUCGUGUAGAUUUGGGCUCAACGGUGGUGAUUAACUGCACAGUUUUUGUGAAUUCAGACUUUGAUGAUGCGUUCUGGUUGAGUGACGGAUCAUUUGUAGAAACAGACAACAGCUUUCCAGUCUUCUACAAUUCUACGCGAGUGAAAAAUUCCAAAGAGGAAAAGCUGACAGCAUCUUUAGUUUUCACAAAAAUAUCAGAGGAGGACCUGUUGAAAAAUUAUACCUGCAAACUGGAAUCUAGCCACCAGUCCUCCAGCUUUGUCACCAUCACCCUGACUAGAAAAGCUCAUCAUUUCCCCCUCUCCCUGACUCUGUGCAUUGUGGCCAUCGUGGCAGUGAUUGUCCUAACUAUAGGUGGUGCAGUGAUCUUAUCUCGUGGUUGCAGCCGCAGCAAAGGCUGCGUAAGGCUGAACAGAGCAAAGAGGAGCAGUUCCCACCUCUCCACAUCCUGGUCCAGGGUCUGACCUGCUCAUCGACAUCCACAGAGCCCGGAUGGAGCUUUAAAACUGACACAGUGGAAGUGUCAAACACAAAAUCAUUACCAGACGCCUUAAAACCUCUUAGUGAAGCUGGAGACUGUCACCUGGAAGGGCGGGAGCUCCAUGCUGCCCUCCUCCUCCUUCUGUAAGUGGUUAUUAUAUACCUGCCCCACCAAGACAUAUGUCAGAAAACUACAUAGGAUGAUAUGAUGUCAGAAUAUUACGCUGACUCAUUCAAUUCAAUUCAAUUCAAUUUUAUUUAUAUAGCGCCCAUUACAGGUCAGAUUGUCUCAAGAUGCUUUACAGAACCCAUAUGCCUGAACCUCCAGAGCAGCCCUAAGGAGACAGUGGCAAGGAAAACAGAAUAGAAUAGAAUAGAAUAGAAUAGAAUAGAAUAGAAUAGAAUAGAAUAGAAUAGAAUAGCCACUUUAUUGUCAACCAGAACAUACACUAGUUGGUGCACAUUAUGACUGAAAUUCCAAUGCAACAAGCUCACCAUCGGACUGAUAAUAUGUAUGUAUAUGUAAAUACACACACAUACCUGUAAACAUGCACAUCCGCACAUAUUUCUUUUACAGUGAAGAUGUAGCAUCAGUAUUGCACGUACAUUGUAAAAAGUAGCAGCAGUUAUGUUUUCACAGUGACCCUUUUAACAGGGAAAAAAACCUUGAGCAGAACCCGGCUCUUCAUGUGGGGGGACCCAUCUGCCUGCUGGCCGGGCGGGUUGAGAGGGACAGAACAGGGCAAAGGGGUGGAGAGGGGGAGGGAGUUCUGCUAGGAUAAUAUUGUACUAUCAGGUCUUUAAGAUAUGAUGGAGAUUGGUUGUUAAGAGCUUUAUAUGUCAGAAGAAGGAUUUUAUAUUCUAUUUUAGAUUUAACAGGAAGCCAAUGAAGAGAAACCAAUAUAGGAGAAAUAUGAUCUCUCUUGCUAACUCCCGUCAGUACUCUGGCUGCAGCAUUUUGGAUCAGCUGUAGAUGUUUCAGAGAGCUUUUGGGACAACCUGAUAAUAAGGAAUUACAGUAGUCAAACCUUGAAGUAACAAAUGCAUGGACUAGUUUUUUUGCAUCACUCUGAGACAGGAUGUUCCUGAUUUUCACAAUAUUUCUCAGGUGGAAAAAGGAAGUCCUACAGAUUUGUUUAAUGUGUGAGUUAAAGGACAUGUCCUGGUCAAAGAAAACUCCGAGGUUCCCCACAGUAGUACUGGAGGCCAAUGUAAUGCCAUCCAGAGUAACUAUAUGCUUUUAAAAGUGAGUUUCUAAGAUGUUUGGGGCCAAAUACAAUGACUUCAGUCUUGUCUGAAUUUAGUAGUAGGAAAUUAUAGGUCAUCCAGGUCCUUAAUGUCCUCAAGACAAUCUUGCAGUCUAGCUAGCUGAUUAGUUUCAUCUGGCUUCAUAGAUAAAUACAACUGAGUGUUGUCAGUGUAACAAUGGAAAUUAAUGACUAUGUUAAGCUGUAGCAGUGUUUUUAGUAUGUAACUACAAGAUGCCUGCUUUUUUAUUAUUUAUACCAGAGAUUUUUAUUUAACUUACAUCACUUUUAACAGAAUUCUAAAUAUAACUCAAUAAAUUUUGCUUAAUAUAUUUAUGCCUUAAAGCUUAUUAUAUGUGAUACUCGAUGAAAAUUCUUACUGCUGCUGUCACUCUUAUGAUGUUCUCUGUCCCAUCUUCAUCCCUGCAACAUAUUUCUGCUGUAUUUCUAUACACUACCAUUCAAAAGUUUGGACACACCUUCUCAUUCAAUGCUUUUUAUUUAUUUGUAUUAUUUUCAGCCCUGUAGAUUAAUACUGAAGGUUAGCACUUUUUUGUUUACAACUUAAUUCCAGAUGUAUUCUUUUAUAGUUUUGAUGUAUACAGUAUUAAUCUACAAGGAAUACAACAAUGAAAUAAAAGCCACUGAAUGAGAAGGCGUGUCCAAACUUCUGACUGGUAGUGUAUGUCACUAAAUGCUUAAGGAAAUGAUAGGGAUUGGUUGAAUACUACUGAUUAAAUAGACAUUUUGACUCAUCAUAAUGGACUAAAAAGCCCACGUGUUUGUGUUUCACUUUUAAAAUCUAGUAAGCCAGGUUCACAGGAAGUCAGCAUGCACAAUACCAGGACCCUAAGAAUGAAGGAACUGAAUGAAAAUUAGGCAAUGCUAAUGAUUUUUUACUUUUCUUGUGUAAUAUGUGAGCCUGUUGUCUGUGGGAAAAUCCUAUGAGAUGUCAAAAGGUUACUUAAUUGUUUAAAAAAAUGCACUUUUCUGUAAUUUCUGCUGCAUCUCAAUUUUUUUACACUUAUAUUAAAACAAAUUUUUGAUACUCACAA
Messenger RNA from Amphiprion ocellaris (clown anemonefish), 6357 nucleotides. RefSeq lists its product as uncharacterized. The transcript has 7 exons. Lineage: Eukaryota; Metazoa; Chordata; Actinopteri; Pomacentridae. The record is from RefSeq and is a predicted model, not a curated record. Gene Ontology annotation, molecular function: interleukin-1 receptor activity. The coding region runs from base 2912 to 4039 and encodes 375 amino acids.